Messenger RNA from Nilaparvata lugens (brown planthopper), 1128 nucleotides. Its product is annotated as protein BANP. NCBI's taxonomy places the organism in Eukaryota, Metazoa, Arthropoda, Insecta, Hemiptera, Delphacidae. The transcript is spliced from 5 exons. The record is from RefSeq and is a predicted model, not a curated record. Bases 145 to 1113 code for a protein of 322 amino acids. Gene Ontology annotation, molecular function: DNA binding. Gene Ontology annotation, biological process: negative regulation of protein catabolic process; protein localization to nucleus.
AAGCUACAGUGUCGGCUGCCCCAUAGCCAAGAGUAGGGAAUCUGCCUGCCAUUUUCCCAUUAUUCUAUCAACCAUCAACGCUUUCAACGAGAGAACGAAUUUUCUACGUGAACUUGAAAACGUGAUUUCUGAAAGAAAUUCAUCAUGACAACUGCAAUUCCGGUCAAUGGGGUUAAAAGGUUUAAGCCGGGAAAAAUAAUCGAUAUCGACAUAUUUUACAAGAUCAGCCAGCAGGUGGCUGACCUUCAGAUGACGUUCACCGAAAGGAUUGGUCAACUGGAGAGCAAAGUGGAUUUGCUGAUGUCCCUCUACACGGCACUCACCGACAAAAUCGACAACGAUGAACUGAACUUGGUGAAGCACGACCUCGAGGUGUCCAGGGAGCACGAAUGCUGCAAGGAGAACCUCCUUAAGCUGGCCAAUAUCGAAAGCAUGUUCGAGAAAUUCAUCGAAGUCAGCACUGUCGAGUGUCAGCGAAAUGUCAAACAUGAUGAGAGCACUUCAUCGCAGCUGACCGUGCUUCUACCCCAGAAAAAGCCGAGCGUUCGAGCACAGUUGAGUUUGGAUUCGAGUAUUCAGGCGAUCACACUGAAUACUGAGACGGACUACCCGGAUGGCUGCUGGUUGGGAGAUGAAAACAACCCAGAAGCUCGAGUUCGAGUUCCUAUCACCCCAACGCAACUGGUUCACAUUGACACUCACUGCACCACACCCAGUAAAAUGGCUAUUGUAUUAGUGGACUACCUGUUUCCAAGAGAAGUAUUGGCCAUUUCGAAUUUAUCUGGCAAAGGAAAACAUUGCAAGAAACAGUUGGAUCCAUUGAUGAUUUACGGAAUCCGAUGUCAUCUGUUCCACAAAUUCAAUAUAACAGAAAAAGAAUGGUACAGAAUCAAACAAAAUAUUGAUUCAAAAUGCAGAUCAGCAUGGCAUAGAAAAGCCAAAGGAAUGUUCUUGGGAGAUAACAAGGUAAAGUUUCAUUUCUUCUUCAUGCUUCCGUUGAUGAUACUGUACUUCUUGUAUUUAUGGGAAUCUGUUCAAGCUUUUAAAUGUCUGGAUAGAAAUUCAGACAAAAUGAAUUUGCUUUUAACGAUCGAUCUAUUUAACUUUGUAUAAUCUUGCCAGAUUUCA